Molecule: messenger RNA, 4086 nt
Organism: Strongylocentrotus purpuratus (purple sea urchin)
Lineage: Eukaryota; Metazoa; Echinodermata; Echinoidea; Camarodonta; Strongylocentrotidae
Exons: 1
Coding region: 1-4086 (1361 amino acids)
Biological process (GO): DNA integration
Molecular function (GO): nucleic acid binding
Source: RefSeq, a predicted model, not a curated record
AUGGCUGAAGCUCAACUUCCCUUUCAUAUUGCACCACCGCCACCCCUAAGGCAUAAAGAAGAUAGGGUGGAAGAGUGGAAGAUGUUUAAACAAAUGUAUGAAAAUUAUGAGGUUAUCACUAAGUUAAAGCAACAGGACAGUGAGUACCAAAGAGCUGUAUUUCUCCAUACAGUAGGUCCUGAAGGUCUAAAAAUCUUCAAUGCUAUUACUUUUGAAAGAGAUGGAGAUGACAAGAAAGUCGAUGUCAUUAUCCAGAAGAUGAAUUCUGUCAUCAUCGGACAAACCAAUGAGAUAUAUGAGAGAUUCAUAUUCAACAAGCGGGACCAGAAACAAGGUGAAAGCAUCGAAGCAUAUGUGACAGAGUUGAAACAGCUCGCUAAAACCUGUAAGUUUUGCGACUGCCUGAGGGAAAGCCUCAUCAGAGAUCGCAUCGUGUUGGGAAUUGCUGAUACUGCAACAAGGAAAAUCCUCCUCCAAAGGAAAGACUUGAAGUUGGAGACAGCUAUAGACAUUUGCCGUUCUUCUGAAGUCACUGCCUCCCAAAUGCAGGUCAUUGGAGAUGAUCCUUCUAUCCACAGGGUAGAAAAGUCACAUGAAAGAAAGCAGUGGACGAAGAGUCCAAGGCGACAGCCAGAAGGAGAGAAUCUCAUAAAGUGCAAGUUCUGCGGAAAAACUCAUAGACGCAAAAAGGAAGAGUGCCCCGCCUAUGGGAAGAUGUGCAAGAAAUGUGGGAAAGAAAACCACUUCGCCAUAUGCUGUAAGAAGGGAUCAAAGUACAAGAAGGAGAUCCAUAACGUAGAGUCUGAGGAUUCAGCAGAGAACCAGACAGAGUCGGAAACGGAAUCUGUGAACCACAUAGAGAUAGAGGUGUACGCUACAGGCACCAAACCAUCUAAAGGACUGUUUGCGGAGAUGUUGGUUGAGAACAGGCCAGCUAACUUCCAGAUUGACUCAGGUGCGAGUGUGAAUGUUAUUUCAAAGAGCCUUGUCCCGAGUGCAGAAGACAUAGUCAAAGAGAACAUCAUACUGAAGAUGUACAACCGUUCUCGUCUUCAAGCAGAAGGUCGGGCUAAGGUCGUGUUGCGUAACACUAAGAACAACAAGAAGUACAGAGUCAACUUCAUCGUUGUUAAGGAGAACUUAGUACCACUCCUGAGCGGUCCAGCUGCACAACAGAUGAAAUUCAUAACUGUACAUUAUGAGAACUUCAACCAGGUCUGUGCUGUAAGCCCUGAAAACAUCUUAGAGAGUUUCAGUGACAUCUUUGACGAGCAAACUCCUGGAAAACUACCUGGCAAGGUCAAGUUGGUGACCAGGGAAGAAGUGACCCCAACACAGUGUAACGCCAAACCAGUACCAGUUGCAAUGAAGCAGAGAGUCAAGGAUGGACUUGCUAAAUUGGUUGACCAAGACAUCUUGAUAAAGGUUGAGGAACCAACCCCAUGGUGUAGCAGACUGGUCGUUAUUGAGAAGAAAGACAAGAAUGAAUUGAGGUUUUGCAUUGACCCAAGACCCCUCAACAAAGCCUUGCAAAGGGAAAUACACAGAUUGCCAGUCAUGGAAGACAUUCUCCCGGAGCUGUCAAAGGCUAAGAUCUUUUCCAAGUUUGAUUUGAGAUCAGGCUACCUCCACUGUGAGCUUGAUGAUGAGAGUAGCUUCCUUACAACAAUGAACACCCCGUUCGGGAGAUAUAGAUGGAAAAGACUACCCUUUGGUCUGAAUGCGUCAGCGGAAAUAUUCCAAAAGAAGCUACAACAGGCUUUGGAUGGCCUUGAUGGAAUUGAGUGUGUUGCUGACGACAUUAUCCUGUUUGGUGUUGGAGACAACAGAGAGCAAGCAGAGAAGGACCAUGAUCGUAAGCUAGAAGCUCUGCUCCAGAGAUGCAGAGAUAAAGGUAUCAAACUCAACCAGAAGAAAUCUGUGCUGAAGGCUACAAGCAUUCCAUUUCUAGGACACAUAGUGACAGACAAGGGACUGAAGGUAGAUCCUGAAAAGGUCAAAGCAAUUCUAGAGAUGCCCAACCCUUCUGACCCUAUGGAAGUGCAACGCCUACAAGGCAGCGUCAACUACCUCGCAAGGUUUCUACCUAUGCUGUCCGAUAUGUUUGAGCCGUUGAGACGACUAACACAUAAGGAUGCCGAUUGGGAAUGGACAUCGGAGCACGAGAGGGCAAUGUCAAGAGUGAAGGAAUCUUUGACCAGGGCACCUGUCCUAGCAUAUUACUCACCAGACCUACCACUGACCAUCCAGUGUGAUGCAAGCAAGUCAGGGCUCGGAGCAGUACUUCUCCAGAAGGGACAACCGUUGUCCUACGUUAGCAGAGCUCUAACAGCAACUGAACAGAGGUACGCCCAGAUCGAGAAAGAGGCACUUGCCAUAUGUUUCGCUCUCGAACGAUUCCACCAAUAUACCUUUGGACAAAGGGUCAUAGUCGAGAGUGACCAUAAACCUUUACAGGCGAUCGUCAAGAAACCUCUCCAUAAGGCACCAAGACGCCUUCAAGGAAUGUUAAUGAGGAUGUUGCACUACGACAUCGACAUCACCUGGGUAAAGGGACAGGACAUGCAUCUGGCUGACAUGCUGUCAAGAGCUUACCUACCCACCACUGUAGGAGCCACUGAAUUUGGUGAGGUGAACAUCGUUGAAACCCUGAGUAUGGGAGAGGAGAGGGUUAAACAACUGCAAUCUCAUACUAACAAUGAUGAGGUUCUACAGACCGUCAAGAAGGUCAUCCACAAAGGUUGGCCGGAACAGAAAGCAGAAGUACCCGAAGCGGCUAAGUCAUACUUCAAUAUCCGAGACGAGCUAAGCGUGCAAGAUGGACUAGUAUUCAGGGGAGAAAGAGUAGUCAUCCCCAUAACCCUCUGCAAGGAAAUGAAGGAAACUCUUCACACUUCUCAUCUUGGAAUUGAAGGGACCCUUAGAAGGGCCAGAGAAAUCAUCUAUUGGCCUGGGAUGAACGCGGAUGUCAAGCAGUUUAUCCAGACAUGUGAAGCCUGCAGAAUGUACGAGCUGCAGAACCAGAAGGAAACCCUCAUGCCACACGACAUCCCAGACAGGCCAUGGGAGAAAGUAGGUACCGACCUGUUCGAACUUAACAAGAAACACUACCUCGUUACCGUCGACUACCUUUCCAACUUCUGGGAAAUCGACAGACUGUAUGACCUUGGCAGUCGGGCAGUAAUUGGGAAACUGAAGAGCCACUUCGCUCGAUAUGGCAUCCCGAGCACUGUAAUCAGUGACAAUGGACCACAGUACUCAUCCGAAGAUUUCGCGAAGUUCUCUAAAAGAUGGCAGUUUGAUCACGUCACAAUCUCCCCAAGACACAGCCAGGCAAAUGGGAAGGUAGAAGCUGCAGUGAAGGCUGCAAAGAGACUCCUCAAGAAAACAUCACAGUCUAAGGGUGACGCCUACCUAGCAAUGCUAGAACUCCGAAAUACCCCAAACCAAGGUGUUGACAGUAGCCCAGCGCAAAGGCUUCAUGGACGGAGGACGAGAACACUACUUCCCACUUCAUCCAGUCUCCUGAAACCAAGAGGUGCAGAGGUUCUCAGUGAAGACAGGAAAAAGCUUAAAAUGCUACAACGUAAGCAGUCGGAACGCUACAACUUACAUGCCAAAGAUCUGCCGACCUUAGUAGAAGGAGAUAUCGUACGUCUCAAGCCAUACAAAUCAGGAAGCACAGUUUGGCAAAGAGCAGUGGUAAAUAGACGGCUCGACGAGAGGUCCUACGAGGUGGAGACCGACUCUGGAUUACUCCUCAGAAGAAACAGGGUCGACCUCAAGAGAACUGAAGAACCCCCACCAAACACUGAGGAAGAUCAACAGAAAACAAUUUCUGAGAAGCCACAGCCACAACCACGUGCUCAUGGGACUGAAAGGAAAGAGGCGUAUCUACCAUCUAACACUGUCAUGACUAAACACCCUCAAAGUACUCAAAAUCACGUGAAAGAAAACAAACCUCAGAGAACACAAAAUACUCGAACAGAACAGGUAGACAAAAAUGACACUCAUUCUUUCCUAAAGACCAGAUCUGGUAGAGUAAGCAAGCCACCCCAAAGAUUUGGUGACUAUGUUGACAAGUAA